AUGAUCGUCCGCGCCCGGCUCGACGCGGACCGGCUCGCCGUGUGGCCGGCGGCCGACGCCAUGAUCAUCUGCCUGCCGGUGCCGGUGCCGAUGCCGCUGGGCUUCACGUCUCAGCACGUGCCUCUGUACUCGGGCCACCACCACCUGCCGAUGUGCGCCGGCGCGCCGUCCCACCUCCAGCCGUGCCAGAUGUUCUGCGGCGGACCGCACUUCGCCGGCACCUGCCAGGUGCCACAGAUCGGCGCGUGCCUGCCCGCCGUCGUCGGCGUGGGCCGCCUCGUGACAGUGCCACAGAUCGGCGCGUGCCUGCCGCCGCCGUACGCCGCGUUCCACGGUCAGGUGCCGCCCCAGGCGCACAUGAACGCCAACACCAUGGGCCAGGCCCACUUCCAGACACGGCCCCACCUCAACCAGCGGCCGGACAGCGACUUCCUGGCGGGGCGCUCCAACAUGGUGGCGCUGCCGCGGAUGAUGCCGAUGCAGCAGCAUGCCUCACCUCCGCCACACCAACACCAGCACCAGCACCCGGCGCCACCGCCGCCACCGCCUCCUCCGCCGCCGCCACCACCGCCGCCGGCCGCGCCGCUGCCGCGUCGCCACAUCCGCAGCCUGGUGGUGCCCACGUCGCACCCGACGCCGUACACGCCGUUCCUGCUGCAGUUCCUGGCGAUGCUGAACAGCCCGGGCAGCGUGUCGGCGUACGGGCCGACCGAGCUGCCGGCCGGUAACGCCGAGACGGAGAACUACGAGGCGCUGCUGACGCUGGCAGAGCGACUGGGCGAGGCCAAGCCGCGCGGCCUGAGCAAGGCCGAGGUGGACCAGCUGCCCAGCUACCGCUUCAACGCCGACACGCACAACUCGGACCUCACCUCCUGCGUUGUCUGCAUGUGCGACUUCGAGAGCAGGCAGACCCUGCGCGUGCUGCCCUGCAGCCACGAGUUCCACACCAAGUGCGUCGACAAGUGGCUCAAGACGAACCGCACCUGCCCCAUCUGUCGCGGCGACGCGUCCAGCUACUUCGCCGCCGCGUAGAGCGCGCGUCCGGCGCCGGCCGCGCCGACCGCCAGCUGUGACGCCCUGUCCGCCGCUUCCGCGCCGUGUGCUAGCUGUCCGGUAGCGCCCCGCCUGUGUGUCGUGUGCUACCGUAGCGUGCGGCCCGGGCGGCCCGCAGCGGCCCCCGCGCCGGCGGGGCGGCGCAGCGCUCCGCCUGCCGUCCCCGGCCCGCCUUCGCACGCAGCAUUCCACCCAACAACAUUGCAAUAAUCUCGCCCGAGUGUGUCACUUUUGUAACGUGUGCGCGGCGCCGUGCGGGGUGCGCCGGCCGCGCCGCCCGCACCUCAGCGCCGGCCGAGUGAGGCCGGGCGCCACCCUGCACUCCUUCCACCCCACCCCGGCCGGUCCGGCCCGGCCCGGCUCGGCCGCUGCCCACUGCAUAAUGCCCCUGUCAAUCACGUCUCCCGCGCUAAGUGUACAAAAGGCCUUAUGGCAGGAGGUGGGGAGUGAGUGGGCGUGUGACUGCUGAGGAAGAAAGUGGCUGGAUGAAUGAAUGAAUGAAUGGAUGGAUGAAUGAAUGAAUGAAUGAAUGAAUGGGUGGAUGCGUAGGUGGGUGGUGUGUGAAUGUGCGAUGAGUGGGAGGGUGUGCAUUGUGUCUUUGUGUCUGUGUGUGCUUGUGCGUUUGCCUGUGUGUGUCCACACGCGCGUGUUAGUGUGUAAUACGUAACAUCCAUGUAACUCAGGCGCUUUGUCAUGUCGUACCGCGUUGUGCUCAAGUCGUAGAUGCCGAUGGUCUUGUGUGCGUGUGUCCGCGCGGCCCGCUUGUCAGUGUGCCGUUUUGUUAGGUCACCACGUACUCCCAGUUCUGGGCGAUCGAUCUUCUGGUGCACACGCCGCCGUGGCCGCCGCCCACGCGGCGCAGCACGCUCGUGGCGUUCUGUUAGACGGGGUGGACGCGGGCGGUGCCGAUCUGGUCUUCGGUUGACCCGGGCGUGGCCUUUGCUCCGGGCCUGUCGGGUGCACUGGGAUUCUGGCGCGGGCGGGGCGUUAUUUUUAGCCUAAUUGCUUUGUUCUCUCUCUUUGGACGGGCUUGGCUGCCUUGUUACGUUUUAGAGCUUGCCGUCCCCUGGCCAACUGUGCCCACAAUCCCGCUCUCUUUUUACGGCACGAACCUCGCCGGCCCUCUGUCCGGAGGCGAUCAGCCGACCGCCCUCCGUCUCCACACUCCGCCGGGCGCUCUCCGCGGCGACCUGUGGCCCGGGUGCCGGGAUCGGCGCGACGCCCCUGGCCGUUCGCUGCCACGGCGCGUGCCGCCGGCCGCCGGCGACGGCGAGUGUGGCCCGAGGCGCGCCGGUCCCCGCCCCGUCGCCGGUCCCUGUCCCGGCCCGCCGCGCCGGCCCCGCGCCGCCGCUGCCGGGCUGCGUCCCUCUCCGUCUUCCGUCGUGUUCUCCGUGGGACCAACCGUGGGCGCCCCGACGACGGGCUGGCCGCACAGCCCUCCGCUGCACCCGGCCCUGCGCGCGCGCACUGUCUGUGAUCGUCGCUUUGUUGCCACUAACCAAAGGCCCGUGUGCGCCCCCCCCCCCCCCCCCACAGUGGCACGGGCAGGGUGCUCGCUGGUGGCCGAACUCUAGAUCCGGUUCCACCGACCCCGUUAUCUGUUGCCACGCGUAUGAUCUCUUGUUGUCCAGCGUGCCAUUAUAUUCUCUAAAGUCCAGUAAUGUUACGUGUAUACACGUCGGCGCCUAUUUUGCCUGUAGUUGUGUUGGCUGAGGUGUUUCAAGCGCUAGUUGGGGGCGUUACCGCAACAAUCGGUUUUGUUAGCAUCUCUUAUCGUAGGCACCGACAAAGUUCAUUUUAGGCACUGUCGCUGGUGGUUUGUUCGCUGGAAUCCGUUGUCGGCGAGGCCGGUGCGCGGCUGACCAGCCCGGCUAGUUCGUUACAGUUCAAUUUACCCAGUUAUCGUAUGCUGUUACGCGGCAGUUGAUUAACACAUGCGCUUAUGUCUGGGAGCAGCGCCGCCGCCUCUGCCUAUCCGCUGACUGGACUAGGGUAGUGCCAUAGACGGCUGGAGAGCAGGCGCUAUGCCGGGGCAGCCCGCUUCCCCACACCGCCCACUCCUAACCUACGUGUCUUGUGUGUAUCUACCAGCCAUGUGUCAAGUGCUAGCCAGAUUAUUGGGCAUUGAGGCGUUGCAGGAAGUAGAAGGCUUAAUUAUUCAUCCACAAAUUUUUCCAUUAAGCAAUCCCAUCAUGUGUAUUGUGCCUCAACUUUGUUAAAAUAAAUGGUGUGAAAAACAAUCU
Messenger RNA from Pollicipes pollicipes, 3296 nucleotides. RefSeq names its product RING finger protein 44. Bases 1 to 1032 code for a protein of 343 amino acids. The transcript has 7 exons. The record is from RefSeq and is a predicted model, not a curated record. Gene Ontology annotation, biological process: protein ubiquitination. Gene Ontology annotation, molecular function: ubiquitin protein ligase activity. Lineage: Eukaryota; Metazoa; Arthropoda; Thecostraca; Pollicipedomorpha; Pollicipedidae.